AUGUCGGAGCCCAGGGCAACGACGGCAGACGAUGUGGACGACCUAGACGAUGUGCUAGAUGAAUUUGAUGCCGUGACAAAGUCUGAAGUGCCUGAUGGCGCUGAGACUUCCAUGUCGGAAUCGCUGGAUAAAGAUAAGGGUGGUGCUGAGGAGUCUGCCGAGGAUCCCUUGUCGGAUGAAUUCGUGGAAGAACUGACGAAAAAUAUGGAGUCGUUCAUGGAACAUCUCGGAAAGCAUAUGUCUGAUGGUAAGGAGCCCAAGCUACCACCUCGACCGCCGAGCACGUCGCACACCGAGACGAGUGGUGGAGUGCCGCCGGCGGAAGACGAACUGAUGAAACAGUUCGAAAAGCUCUUGUCGGGAAAUAUGGAGGGCCUGGACAAGGGCGCAUCUGAUGAUACGAGCGCACAGCAGACGGAGCCACCGAGCGAGAAAAGCUUUCAGGACGCCGUCCAAGCCACUAUGAACAAGCUGAGACAAUCUAACGCAUCGGCCAACACCCAGUCGAAGGGAGCCGAUGAUCCCUUUGCGGCGCUUGGUCUGGACGGGAAUGCGGACAUUUCCAAAAUGCUCGAGGCGCUUUCGCAACCAGGCGAGGAUGGCGAAGCAUCUCUCAGCAAGGUGCUUGCGCAGAUGAUGGAAGAGCUUAUGAACAAGGAUGUCUUAUACGAACCGCUCAAGGAUAUGCACUCUCGAUUCCCCUCUUACCUGGCGUCGUCGGCAGCUGGCAGCAUCGAUACCGAGACGCGUGAAAAGUACGUGUCACAGCAGACGAUCAUGGGCGAUAUUCUUGCCGUGUUUGAGUCGCCGCAGUACUCGGACUCGAAUGUUGAGCUGAGGAAGAAGGUCUCGGAUCUUGUUUCUCGUUUGCAGGACUUGGGCACACCCCCGCAGGAACUUUUGGGAGACAUGCCACCGGAGCUUGCCGGCAUCAACAACAUGCUAGGCGAUGGUGGAGACGAGAACUGUGUCCUUAUGUAG
Messenger RNA from Malassezia restricta, 981 nucleotides. Its product is annotated as peroxin-19. Gene Ontology annotation, biological process: protein import into peroxisome membrane. The coding region runs from base 1 to 981 and encodes 326 amino acids. The record is from RefSeq and is a predicted model, not a curated record. Lineage: Eukaryota; Fungi; Basidiomycota; Malasseziomycetes; Malasseziales; Malasseziaceae. Gene Ontology annotation, cellular component: peroxisomal membrane; peroxisome. The transcript is spliced from 2 exons.